This is a messenger RNA of Venturia canescens, 1286 nucleotides long. RefSeq lists its product as uncharacterized. The record is from RefSeq and is a predicted model, not a curated record. Gene Ontology annotation, biological process: septate junction assembly. Lineage: Eukaryota; Metazoa; Arthropoda; Insecta; Hymenoptera; Ichneumonidae. Bases 390 to 887 code for a protein of 165 amino acids. Gene Ontology annotation, cellular component: plasma membrane. The transcript has 4 exons.
CCACGUUCCAGUUCGAGCUGCGACGCGACACGCUUAGGUGCAACGCGAAGGUAAAUCUCCUCCAGAGAAAACGCGAUAUCUGCGUCUUCAAUUAAGUUUAAAAAUUGAAGAAACAAAGCUCCUCGAAUAGUUCGAAUAUCAUCGAUUCGUUGAGAGGAGAAAUUAUUUGCCGGAAGAAAAAAGAAAAACGAAAUGCUGUGACGGGCGUUCGAAGUAUAAACAACAAGUGAUUUCGACUCAGUGAAUUCCAGUGUUGAGAAAGUUUUCUUCGUUUGAUACCAAAGCGAAGAAAAUUGUGGCUCGACAAGCAGGGAAUUUCGCGCGCUCACGGAAAUAACGGAAAGUCAUUCAAGCUGGGAGACAGGCGUGGAAAACCUAAAAGGGUCAGAAUGGCCGACGAAGCUCUACCCACGCCGACCGCGGUGAAGGAACGUUCGGGGAUCUCGGUGACUCCGAUCAUGGCAAAAAUCCUCGAAGUCAUUCUCGCAAUCUUCAUAAUCGGCCUGAUAGUCGAUCCCCUAAAUUCAUUCCGUCGUAUAGUCAACCGUCCGUACCUGAAGCUCGACGACGUUGCCAUCAUUUACAUCACAGUCGCUGGUUAUUUGAUCAUCAACACGCUCUUCAUCAUCAGCCAUGCGUUGGGUGACAAAAUACCCAAAAGAAUGUCGAUAAUGUUCUCCUCGCUGGGAUCGCUUCUCCACAUCGUGGCUGGAAGUGUCUUGGUCCACAACUGGCGAAAGCGGAUGAACCAAUUCAUCGACUAUCAAAAUAAUGCGAUACACAUGAGCAAGCAGUACAACGAUAUGCUCAUCUCAGCUUCGGUGUUCACGUUUCUCAACGCUGCGGUAUUCGCUUUCGAUAUAUUUCUCUCCAUGAGAUAUUCGUAGUCAAAAAUGUUGUAUGCAUAAGCAAAGGCAACGCGUCGAGAAAAUCGUGCCUAAUGUUUCAGUGACGAGCAGCUCUUGAAAUUUCCAAAGGACAAGUUCUUGGUCAUUUUUUUCUGCGACACGCUGUUGAGGAGAUAUCGAUCGAUAAAAAUACGCCGCGACACGUUGAGCGUACGCGCGGAGGAAGAAAGCGCGAGGCCCGGGCUGCAUCCUCAUCAGCGCGCCGGAUUGGCUGGGCUAUUAUGUCGUCAAUUCCUCAUUAACGAAUCAUGGUAGAAAAAAAUGUGUGCAGGGACUUUUUCUUUGGAAUUUCCCGAGCUAUUUUGAGCUGAUUGUUGAACACGGCUUUGAGCUCGUUUCGUGGAUAUACGUGGGAAAAAUUAAAAGAUUAAAACUACA